AUGCGAGCACUCCACGUAGCUUCUGACGUGGAUUUGGAGGACGACAUUAAAGUGGCAGUGGCAUGUGCAACUGUUGCUGCCUUGGAACCGGACAUCAUCGUGUUGGAUGAAGACUGCGUCAGGAGUGCCGCAUCUAACGACCCAGUGUAUCAGCUCUUGCUUGCUAGGAUCGCAGCAGGCGAUUGGCCCCAACAGAAGUCACAAGAAAUCUCCUGCCUUCGUCCCUUUUUCGGUGUUCGGGAUAGGCAGGCCAUCAACCAGGAUCUGGUGACAUACUCGGUGGACCAAGGAUGCAUACGUUUGGUUAUCCCCGAAGAUUUACGCCGUCAGGUAGCCGGUAACCUACUCGCAGGACACCAAGGCCUCGACUCUAUGCUUAGGAGGGUCAGGCAGUCAGUCUACAGGCCGGGAAUAGAAGGAGACCUUCAGCAUCACCGUGCCCAAUGCACCUCAUGUGAUGAACACGCCCCUUCACUGCCUCCUGAAGAAAUGAUACACACGCCGCCAGCAGAAUACCCCUUCCAGCAAGUCGUCGCAGAUAUGUUCCAAAUAGAUGGCAAAGUACACAUGGUAUACGCAGACAGACUAACUGGUUGGUUAGAAGUAGCUCACUUCCCCUAUGGUGCCACGUCCAACAAAAUAAGCAAUCACCUUCGAUCCUAUUUUUCACGUUGGGGAGCCCCAGAGCAAAUAUCGACUGACGGAGGUACGAACUUGGCCAGCGAGGAGAUGGUUGCCGUCUUCAGGAGAUGGGGAGUCAAGAUCCAUCUGUCAUCAGCCCAGUAUCCCCAGUUCAACGGCAGGGCAGAAGCAGCUGUCAAAUCGGCAAAGAGGCUACUCCGAGAAACACGUCAAAAGGUGGAGCCCUUGAGUCAGACAAGACGGCCCUGGCGAUACUUCAGUAUCUCAACACGCCUCUGA
Macrobrachium nipponense is the source of this 921-nucleotide messenger RNA. RefSeq lists its product as uncharacterized. NCBI's taxonomy places the organism in Eukaryota, Metazoa, Arthropoda, Malacostraca, Decapoda, Palaemonidae. Gene Ontology annotation, biological process: DNA integration. The transcript has a single exon. Gene Ontology annotation, molecular function: nucleic acid binding. Bases 1 to 921 code for a protein of 306 amino acids. The record is from RefSeq and is a predicted model, not a curated record.